This is a messenger RNA of Dunckerocampus dactyliophorus (ringed pipefish), 2460 nucleotides long. RefSeq lists its product as uncharacterized. The coding region runs from base 298 to 999 and encodes 233 amino acids. The transcript has 5 exons. The record is from RefSeq and is a predicted model, not a curated record. NCBI's taxonomy places the organism in Eukaryota, Metazoa, Chordata, Actinopteri, Syngnathiformes, Syngnathidae.
CAGGUGCUCACACCUUUUCGACUCUGACUGUUAGACCUGGAAAAAAUGCCACUCUGACAUGUCAAAAAUAGGAGCACUGACAUUGUAUUAUUUUGGAUCCGGCUUGUUUCUGGAACGUUUCCUGAAGUUUUAGCUGCAACGACAUCUUCCAAUUUAGGCUUUGUUGAAUAUGGACCAUUGAAUACUGGAUGUCGCAUCGUAGCCAUAAAAGAAUCAGGAACAUUUGAUCUGCGAAUUAGUCAAGUACAGAAAAGUGAUACGGCGGUCUACUACUGUUUAAAAGUGCAAGGACAUGACAUGAUGUUUGUAAAGGGAGCGUUUCUUCAGAUCACAGAACCAGACCCCUCUGUGUCUGUUGUCUCUGAAGUCCAACCAGGACAGCCUGUGAAGUUCCAGUGCUCAGUCCUCUCCCAGUCUGGGAAUGAAAUCUGUCAGGAUGGACACAAACUUCACUGGUUCAGAACUGGACCAGACAGCGUCCAUCCCAGCUUCGUUUACACUCAUGACAAAUGCAAGGGGGUCAAAGAUAACUUCACGCAGAAAUGCAUCCACACUUGCUCAAAUAAUUUCAGUGCCCUCGAUGUUGGAACUUACUUUUGUGCUGUGACCACAUGUGGGAAGAUUUUCAUGGGAAAUCCAAUAAAAGUCAAGAAUGACGAUUUCAACAGGUGUGAUUCAAACACAUGCAGGAUUCAAAGAGAUGUUAUCUUUGUGUUGAGUGCUGCUUUGGCCUUAUGUUUCAUCAUGUCAGCCUUCCUCGUCAACAAGAUCAGGACAAAACACUGUUUUUGCCGCAAAGUUUCAGCUGGUCCACAAACACUUGAUGAAACGCCCUGUCGUGUCCAGCAGAGCGACGAGAACUCUUUGGUUUAUUCAAUGCCGACCAUCGUCACCAGGAAAACCGGAAAACCCAGGCAUAAAAAUGCGAGGGCAACAGAGGAAUUUAACACUUACGCAGACGUCUGUCUUCGUGACUCAAUCCUAGAGACGCAAAAUUAAAAUGUAUUCCAAUACACAUUCUUUUACUAUUACAAAUUAUUUAUCACUUAUUCCCUGUAAAGAAAUAGUGACCUUGUACAUUAAACACAGGAAGUGAACAAACUAUCAGUAAUUACGGCGACACAGAAGGGUUAAGAUUAACUCGCUCUGCUUCUUCCAACUCCUUUUUGGACACGUUGAAAUGCGCAGGUGUACUUCAGUCUAACUUUAACAAGCAUGUUCAAAAUAAACUAAACCAGUGGUUUCCAAACUUUUUACAGUCACGUACCCCUUCAGACAUUUGAGCUCAAGCCAUGUACCCCCUACUCCUGCACACUUAAAAAAACAUAAACCUUUUAUCUUAAUUAACUUAAAUAUUACACAUAAUUAAUUGGUUAAUUUUGUAAGAAUUCUGGGUCAAAAAUGUGCAUUAUGCAAGUUUCAUAUGAGCACUGAAAUAGAUAAGUAAGAUUAUUUUUUUUUGCAUCUUUUGACAAAAACAUUGUCAAACUUUGUCUUUGUAAUAUGGAGGAACCACAAUCAGAUGGACCUUUAAUUUAUUGUGAUUUCAAAGUAACCUGGUGCAAGUAACAGCAAAUGUAAUAUGGUGAACGAUACUACAGUAGUAGUAAGCCAAAGGAUGAAAACUAUCAAAAAUAUUUAUUGUACUUUUGUGCUGAUUUGUCCACCAUGUUUAUUUCCAAAAUCAAUAUCCAACAUACACUUACUGUAUAUGCUGAUGUUAAUGCUAUGCUUAGCACUGCAGGAAACAGUAAAUAAAAAGCUGCAAUGGUGAUAAUCAACUUAGUGCUCAGUGUGCUUUCACGUAAAAGGGGGUGUUUGAUGUCGUAUUAUUCUGCUUCCGCGCAAAAAUGUAACGAUCCCGCACGGUGGUCUACUGGCCAACACAGUAACAGCUUGGAGAUUGGGAAGACCUGGGUUCGAUUCUCCCCUGAGCAUUUCUGUGUGGAGUUUGCAUGUUCUCCCCGUGUGCGCGUGGGUUUUCUUCGGGUACUCCGGCUUCCUCCCACAUUCCAAAAACAUGCAGGUGAGGUUAAUUGACCAGUCUAAAUUGCCCAUAGGUAUGAAUGUGAGUGUGAAUGGUUGUUUGUCUAUAUGUGCCCUGCGAUUGGCUGGCGACCAGUCCAGGGUGUACCCCGCCUGUCGCCCGAAGUCAGCUGGGAUAGGCUCCAGCAUGCCCUCACGACCCUAAUGAGGAAGAAGCGGUAUAGAAAAUGGAUGGAUAGUUCCUCUGUAACUAAAUUUAUGUGCCUUAGUUCCUCGGUAAGUACUGUACCCAUUAGUUCCUCAUUUGUUGUUCAUUAGUUCCUCAGUAACUAGUCUAACUUUAUGUACCUUAGUCAUUCGUUCCUCAUUAGUUUGUCAUACAGCAACUACUGUAUUUUUGUGUACCUUAUUGUAAAGUGUGACCUUGUGCGCGGGCUAUAAUAUAUAAACAAUAUAUGUUUUCUUUUUUUAUUG